This is a messenger RNA of Poeciliopsis prolifica (blackstripe livebearer), 943 nucleotides long. RefSeq names its product sorting nexin 10a (gene snx10a). Gene Ontology annotation, biological process: intracellular protein transport. NCBI's taxonomy places the organism in Eukaryota, Metazoa, Chordata, Actinopteri, Cyprinodontiformes, Poeciliidae. Gene Ontology annotation, molecular function: phosphatidylinositol binding. The record is from RefSeq and is a predicted model, not a curated record.
UUGAAGAGAACAAAGAACUUGUAGCAGUAAUGGACAGUAUUCUGGAUAAUCUCUCAAAAACUGAAUUUGCUAGCGUUUGUGUUAGAGAUCCUCGACUCCACAAAGUUGACCCCUGGCAUUAUGUCGACUACGAGAUCUGUUUAAAGACCAACAGCAUGUGUUUUCGAAAGAACACUUCCUAUGUGAGACGGCGUUACAGUGAUUUUGUUUGGCUGCGUCACUGUCUGAAGGGAAAUGCUCUGAUCAUAGAAUUGCCCAAGUUGCCACCCUGGAAUCCCUUCUUUAGUUUGAAGAACAAAGAGCAAGUAUCCAAAAGAAUGAGGGGCCUGCAGGAGUUUCUAGAAAAUGUUUUUCAGAAUCCCUUAUUGUUAUCAGAUAGUCGGCUUCAUCUUUUCCUCCAAUCAGAACUCAGUAUCAGAAGGAUUGAAAGGUGUGCUCUUGGUAAGACCAGGUACACUGUCGCUGAAGCUAUUCAACUGUCCAGAAGCAGUUACAGCAGUUCGGAGGAUAAGAGCUCUUGUGACUCGGACUGUGAGAGCUUUGCAUCUUCAGAUCUGGGAUUGAGCAUCGAUGCUACCUAAUUGCUUUCAGAAGGAUUGGCUCGAGACAGUCCGGUCCCUUUUCAUCAUUCAAAUGAAAGAGACCCCUAAUUGAGGAUUCUCCUUUCCAUAUCAUGCACAGUAUUUGUAUUAAAACCUGCAUUACCUUCCCUCAGAUUAUACAUUGGUGUAACUGCCUGUUUGCAAUAGUCUAUGAAGUCAUGGUAUGUUUGACCAGAAAAGUGCCAAAAAAAACCCAACAACAAUAUGUUCAGUGUCCUGCUUGGACCAUUUUAAUUUACCUCAUUGUUCUCAAAGACCUUUGUCACUGAAAUGGUAUGUUUGCGAGGAGGAAGUUCGAUAUACAUUUUUUAAAAACCAUAUAAAACUAUAUGUAUGUUAUG